AUGCAAGCAUGUCUUCCUAUUCAUGCCCUUUGUCGCGUCGCUCCUAGUCGAAGUCGACUCAUCAGUAAUUUCCCCAGACACUGGCAGAGGCUCUACAGUGCCCAGAAUCAUCACCGCGUUAGCGUGCGAUGCGGCUCAGCCGGCCAUGUGAACGUUGACCUCCUCAAUAUUGACGAGCAACCAAACUCUCCUCUCUUCAUUCAUCUCCCACCCUCCCCUUCAAGCGAUAGUAGCCCUGCGCCAAUCCCUAGAUUCCUUCAGGACAAACCAGUUGCAAGCAUAAACUACCGAUGGAAUUCGGUCGACUAUGAUACAGAUGAGUCCUCUGCCCCUGCCGCUGAGGACGUCUGGCCAACGCCUAUUCACGAUACCCUCUUCGCCUACAACUGGCUCGUGGAGAACCUUUCGCCCCCGGGCCUUAAGAGACGUGCUAUCUACGUCUAUGGAUCGCACAUAGGAGCAGGCCUUGCUGCUUCUCUGGCCCUCACUGAAUCAAAACCCCACCAUCCCUUUGCAGUUCGAGGUCUCAUAUCAUAUAAUGGCAUUUACAACUGGACCAUGUUCUUCCCUGAUCACCCAGCGAAUCGAAUGGUCGACCGAUUCGGAAAACGCAAAACUACAGGAAUCUACGCCAAGCCUAAGGAGGGCAGCUACAUGCACUAUCUCCGGCAGAACUUGCCGACGCUAUUCCAAUCCACAGCCGACAUGUUCGACGUCUUUGCUAGCCCAAGUCUCCUCUUUCAUAACCCAGGUCUAAGAAUCCCGUCGUCUUACCACAUGUCGGAAGAAGAAACGACGGCCAUAGAAGUCCUGACCAACCCAAACGCCGAGGUCGAUACACUGACAAAGAUGCCGCGCAAGUCAUACCUGGGGUUUCCGCCCCGCACAUCCAUGCUCAAGAUCCCCGAGACACUGCUGCUGUACGACACGCUUCCCGUGCUGCUGCCUACAAAGAGAAAGCGUGGCAGACCUUCAAGCGGAAGACAAUGGGGGAAUAGCCAUGAGCUGCAGGCCAAAGAACUAGCCGGGAUGAUGCAGCGGAGUAUUCUUUCCUAUGAGAUGAAGGCGCGAGGGCAUUGGGAUGAUGAUAUAGGUGCUUGGGAAAACGAGCCUAUUCGAAGGGUGAAGGUGAGACACGCUGGGGAAGAGAAAGUGUCGUUGGAGAUGGACCAGAAGGGAGUGGAGGCGGUAGAAGAGUGGUUGAUGGAGAGAACACCAUCGUAG
This is a messenger RNA of Fusarium sp. VM40, 1224 nucleotides long. NCBI's taxonomy places the organism in Eukaryota, Fungi, Ascomycota, Sordariomycetes, Hypocreales, Nectriaceae. The record is from the annotation of a GenBank genome assembly.